This is a messenger RNA of Xiphias gladius (swordfish), 2107 nucleotides long. Its product is annotated as prostacyclin synthase-like. Gene Ontology annotation, biological process: prostaglandin biosynthetic process. The transcript has 10 exons. Lineage: Eukaryota; Metazoa; Chordata; Actinopteri; Istiophoriformes; Xiphiidae. The record is from RefSeq and is a predicted model, not a curated record. Gene Ontology annotation, molecular function: prostaglandin-I synthase activity; monooxygenase activity; heme binding. The coding region runs from base 557 to 2017 and encodes 486 amino acids.
CGGUACUCUAGGAGCUAAUAUCAGCUGAUAUCAAAUCAAAAAGGAUAUAUUUUUGUGUUUAUAUAGUGACUCAGAGUGAGUGACCCUAAUAGAUUUUGGUGUACGUGAACAUUUGCAGGCAGGAGUAUACUUCCUCCAGACUUUAACUCACCACAACACUUAAGGAGGAAUUCACAACCGGGAAAAAUGUCUAAUUACCAGUCCUAGCCCAAACUAAGGACAAGAAGAGGUCGACAGAUAUAACAGACAAAAAGACAUAACACAGCAGGUUUUGCAGUGUUGAAUUUGAUGUAGAUUGAAUUUGGGUCUUGAAUGAACUAUAGGUAACAAAUCCCAGUUGACUCGUGCUUUCGAACAACGACGACACUGUGUAUCGACAGCACAGCGGCAUUUUUUUCAUUGAAGUGGUUCGUCAUGCAGAUGUGCUGGGCGUUGAGCAGUAGGCUGGCAGGGUGACACGGUGACGCAACCGCGGGCGAGGAAAGCCCAUAAAAAUCGUGGGGGAGCGCUGGGGUUGCUCCAGUGUCCCUGCGGAGCGGGAACGUAAACAAACGAGAUGAUCUGGACCAUCUUUCUGCUUGCCCAAGCUUUCCUGCUUUAUUUCAUUCUCACACACAGAUCGAGAUCCAAGAGUGAGCCGCCUCUAGACAGAGGAUUUAUCCCAUGGUUAGGACAUGCACUUGAAUUUGGAAAAGAUGCUUCCAAGUUCUUGAACCGCAUGAAGCAGAAACAUGGCAACAUUUUCACAGUGCGUGCUGCUGGACGUUAUGUGACGGUGCUGCUGGAUCCACACUCAUACGAUGCAGUCAUCAAUGACUCUGAUUCCCUGGACUUCACACGCUACGCACAGGUGCUCAUGGAGAGGAUCUUCAACCUGCGGCUCCCACAUCACCAGCCGACUAAAGUGAAAGCCAUGAUGAAAAAGCACUUCAUUGGAAUGAAUUUGGCUGCUCUUAACAGCAACAUGAGCAGACACCUGCAGGCAUUACUGAAAGCUGAGAUGCCUCAGAACCAGAAAGACUGGAAAGAGGAGGGACUGUUUGACUUCUCUUACAGCUUACUCUUUAAGGCAGGGUACCUGACACUGUUUGGAGCGGAACAGAACAACAACAGCUCAGAUCCCUCAAGUGUCUAUAAGGAGUACAGGAAGUUUGAUGGUCUCUUAACCAAAAUGGCAAGGGGUACACUAAAGCCAGAGGAGAAGAGGACAGCCCAGAGUGUUCAACAGAGAUUGCGGGAACUUUUGGCUCCGGCAGGUGUGACUGAAUACUCAGGGUCGAGCCCUUGGCUUCACAGCUACAGGCUCCUCCUACAGGAGGAGGGCAGUGAUGAGGACACGCAGAAGAAGGCUGUACUAAUGCAACUCUGGGCCACGCAGGGUAAUGUUGGUCCCGCUGCAUUUUGGCUAUUGGGCUACUUGUUGACGAAUCCUGAAGCUCUGAGGGCAGUGAAGAGGGAGUUCAACCGGAUCUCACAGAUGGAGACCUCAGACACUCCUCUCCUGGACAGGCCUGUGAACACCCCUGUGUUUGAUAGUGCUUUGGAGGAGACACUGCGACUUACUGCUGCCCCCUUCAUCACCAGAGAGGUGGUGCAGGAAAAGACCCUCCACAUGGCUGAUGGCCAAGAGUACCUGCUAAGAAAAGGAGACAGGGUGUGUUUGUUCCCCUUCAACAGCCCUCAAAUGGACCCUGAGAUUUACCAGGAGCCACAGAAGUACAAGUAUGAUCGCUUCCUGAAUGAAGAUGGAUCAGGGAAGACGGAUUUUUAUAAAGGAGGGAGGCAGCUGAAAUAUUACACCAUGCCAUGGGGCGCAGGGACCAAUGGCUGUGUGGGAAAGCAGUUUGCCAUCAAUACCAUUAGACAGUUUGUUUACAUGGUGCUGACUAACUACGAUUUGGAGCUGUGUGACCCCAAUUCUCAGAUGCCGGACGUAAAUGCCAGUCGUUAUGGCUUUGGGAUGCUACAACCGGAGGGGGACUUGCUUGUCCGAUAUAAACCGAGGAAUACACACUAGGACUUUAAAAAACAAGCAAAACACGUAUCUUCCAUGUACAUUUCAAUACAUGCACAUUGUUGUCAAUAUUCCCUUUGUAUUUUUAUAUUC